Messenger RNA from Lottia gigantea (owl limpet), 1593 nucleotides. RefSeq lists its product as hypothetical. Gene Ontology annotation, biological process: cell surface receptor protein tyrosine kinase signaling pathway; axonogenesis; multicellular organism development. The record is from RefSeq and is a predicted model, not a curated record. NCBI's taxonomy places the organism in Eukaryota, Metazoa, Mollusca, Gastropoda, Lottiidae. Gene Ontology annotation, molecular function: protein kinase activity; ATP binding. Gene Ontology annotation, cellular component: signaling receptor complex. The transcript has 12 exons. The coding region runs from base 1 to 1593 and encodes 530 amino acids.
AUGGCUUGGUCUAAAAACCCAAAAUAUUUUAUAAUUGUAGGUAUAACAGCUGAGUUAUAUUAUGUUAGAAAUGGUAUCAUCAAUAAUUACGCCUUGUCCUUUAACUUACCUAUCUCUGCUGAAGUGGAUGAAAUAUACUUUACUUGGCAAAACUUGAGGGAAAGUCCAGCUAUGUUUUAUAACAUGGAUUUUACAGUCAGUAAUCCUAGAGCUAUGAAUCUACCUACUGCUAAUAUAUCUAAAGAGGGGCAAGUUCCAAACAAUCUAUCAGAUAAUUAUGUUAAAGUUAGAUUUUCUAUCAAUUUUCAUUCUAAACUGGCUUAUUUUAUGAAAAAAAACGAGAUUUCACUGUCACACAGCUUACUUGCAAAUACAUUCAAAUCUACUGCUAUGAUUAAAGGCAUCUCACUAUCUCGUUGUCAUUUCAUUUCAGAACAAAGUCGUCCUGAUAGUUUAACCACAUCAACUCAUAUAUUCUAUAUUGCUGUGGGCUGUGCUUGUGCUUUAAUACUACUUAUUGCCCUUGCUGUAGCUGUUUAUUACCUCAAUUCACAGAAGAGCUCUGAUAGUGAUUCAAGUAGUAAUCAAGCUUUAACUGCUCAAAGUCAAACAUUUUUACGUCCAGAUACACCCAAUAAUGCUACAGGAGCAGGUCUACCUAACUUCCGACGUGGUCUCUCUGCUAUAACAGAAUUAAAGUCUACUGAUGUUAAAGAAGUAUUAAAUGAAAUAGCAAUAGAAAGAAAGAAAAUAACACUAGGUGAAAUAUUGAUGGAAGGUACAUUUGGUAAGAUAUAUCAUGGUAUGUUACUAGUAGAAGAUGAGAAUGAAAUUAGUCGAGAAGAAGAAGUAUUUGUUAAAACUAUUUCAGAACAAGCCAGAGCAGAUCAGGUGCAGUUAUUUAUGUCAGAAAGUAGUCAGUUAAAAGGUUUAGUCCACCCCAACAUUAACCCUGUAAUAGGAUCCUGUUUAGAUGAUACCAGUCAACCUAUGUGUGUUUAUAAUUAUACGAAUGAAGGCAAUUUGAAAAAGUUCUUACAAAAAUGUCGCAUGUCAGAAUGUGGUUCUCAUUAUUCAUUAUCAACUCAGCAGUUAGUCUAUAUGGAAAUACAAAUUAUACGUGGUAUACAGUACUUACAUCGGAAAAAACUCAUACAUAAAGAUAUUGCUACCAGAAACUGUGUAGUUGAUAAUGACUUAAUCGUGAAGAUAAUGGAUAACUCUCUGUCACGUGACCUGUUUCCGGCAGAUUAUAAUUGUCUGGGAGAUAAUGAAAACAGACCUAUUAAAUGGUUAUCUAUAGAAGCUCUACAAGAUAAGAGAUUUUCACCAGCUAGUGAUGUGUGGGCGUUUGGUGUCACGAUGUGGGAACUAAUGACUAUGGGACAACAACCAUAUGCUGAUGUUGAUCCGUUUGAGAUGGCAUCAUAUUUACGUGAAGGUUAUAGAAUAGCUCAACCAAUUAAUUGUCCUGAUGAAUUAUUUUCUGUGAUGGCAUGUUGUUGGGCAAUGUCUCCUGAUGAACGUCCCAAAUUUUCACAGUUACUAGGCUGUUUACAGGACUUCUAUACAGCAUUGGGUCGUUACAUCUAA